GUGAAACAUUUCACCACAGCUGACGCAAAUUACACAAAUUACAUCACAAACAGAAGAGUGAUGUAUUUUAUGCGGUUUCGGAGUAAAACAUUCGACGUGCCCGGCUUUUUUAAAAUUUAUUAAAUUAGAUUCAAGUUGUGUUAUAAAGCAAAAAUGCCAGCUGAGGGACAUCAACCGAUGGACGGGAAAGAAAAGGUCCCAUGCCGGACGUGUACAGAUUUCAAAUCGUGGUCCAAAAUGCAGCGGAAAACUCUGUCCACAACAAGUGCGAAACCUCCCACUUCAGAAGUAUCGCCCCAUACUGCCAGUAGCACCGGUGGACAUGUUCCGGAACCGAGUGCACUCCCGAAACACUGCCCCCUGGAUAAGGAACGCCUUGGGAGACACACAUGGGGCCUGCUGCACACCAUGGCUGCCUACUAUCCGGAUGAUCCUUCGCCACAGGAUCGAACCAACGUUCAGAAGUUCUUCGACGCAUUUGCCAAAGUGUAUCCCUGCGAGUACUGCGCCAAGGAUUUCCAAAAAGAAUUGAAGGAUUCGCCGGAAACCAAGUCCCAGCAUACGUUGUCCCAGUGGCUCUGCCGGAUGCACAACAAGGUCAACGUGAAAAUAGGGAAACCCGAAUUCGACUGUUCCAAGGUGAACGAGCGCUGGAGAGACGCAGCGGAUGGAUCCUGUGAUUGAACUACCUAGAAUAUAGUUACAGCCUUAGUUUAAUUAAUGAUGGUGGGAAAACGAAACCGGUAUAGCAGCACCCAAUCAAAUGGUAUUCAAAAUACAAAUUGUUUUAUGUUACGAA
Aedes aegypti (yellow fever mosquito) is the source of this 799-nucleotide messenger RNA. RefSeq names its product FAD-linked sulfhydryl oxidase ALR (gene Alr). The record is from RefSeq and is a predicted model, not a curated record. Gene Ontology annotation, molecular function: flavin-dependent sulfhydryl oxidase activity; flavin adenine dinucleotide binding. NCBI's taxonomy places the organism in Eukaryota, Metazoa, Arthropoda, Insecta, Diptera, Culicidae. Gene Ontology annotation, cellular component: mitochondrion.